AUGGACUUCCAGAACCGCGUAGGCUCCAAGCCCGGCUCCGGUGGUGUAGCGUCGGACUCGCAAAGCAAUGUAGACCGCCGCGAGCGCCUGCGCAAGCUGGCGCUGGAGACAGUAGAUCUGGCCAAGGACCCGUACUUCAUGAAGAACCACCUGGGCUCCUAUGAAUGCAAACUCUGUCUCACACUGCACAACAACGAGGGCAACUACCUAGCCCACACUCAGGGCAAGCGCCACCAGAGCAAUCUAGCACGACGUGCUGCCAAGGAAGCGGCGGAUGCGUCCCAUUCGACAGCCGCUGCUAACCUCCAGGCUGCGCGGGCCGCGGCAGCGGCUGCUGCCUCCAAACCGAGAGCGUUAAAGAUCGGCCUUCCCGGUUACAAGGUGACUAAACAGCGAGAUCCCGACACGGGCGCCAGGAUCCUUCUGUUCCAGAUUGCAUACCCGGAAAUCGCGGAUAAAUUACAGCCGCGUCAUAGAUUCAUGUCGGCUUUUGAGCAAAAAGUGGAGGCGCCGGAUAAGCGCUGGCAGUAUCUACUCUUUGCGUGCGAACCGUACGAGACGGUGGCGUUCAAGAUCCCCAAUGACGACGUUGACAAGAGCGAAGGCAAAUUCUUCAGCAACUGGGACAAGGACGGCAAAACCUUCACGUUACAGCUGACGUUUGAUGCUGGGGAUGCCGUCAAGAAGAAUCAACCAGCGCCACCCCCGCCACGCCCACAGCUGCGAUAUCUGUAG
This is a messenger RNA of Phytophthora infestans T30-4, 735 nucleotides long. Its product is annotated as splicing factor 3A subunit, putative. The transcript has a single exon. Gene Ontology annotation, cellular component: U2 snRNP; U2-type prespliceosome; catalytic step 2 spliceosome. Gene Ontology annotation, biological process: spliceosomal complex assembly. Gene Ontology annotation, molecular function: zinc ion binding; nucleic acid binding. The record is from RefSeq and is a predicted model, not a curated record. Lineage: Eukaryota; Oomycota; Peronosporomycetes; Peronosporales; Peronosporaceae. The coding region runs from base 1 to 735 and encodes 244 amino acids.